Molecule: messenger RNA, 838 nt
Organism: Xylaria bambusicola
Lineage: Eukaryota; Fungi; Ascomycota; Sordariomycetes; Xylariales; Xylariaceae
Exons: 2
Coding region: 85-630 (181 amino acids)
Cellular component (GO): mitochondrion
Source: RefSeq, a predicted model, not a curated record
AUCUAGCCCACGGUACGUCGCAAUUGGCCUUGGCACAGCUCCUCCUGCGACUUUCCAUCCGCUAACACUGUCUUCCCAUCUCAGAUGCUCUAUCAACGAGUUGCCAGGGCUUCGGUCCUGCGCACAGCUCCCAUGACCGCAUCGCGACGCCUGCCCGUCAUUCAGCAGCGAACCUUCUUCCCCGAUGAAUGGACCGGAAAGAAAACCGUCGAAGAGAAAUAUCCCGCCGAGCCCAAUUUUACCGAUGCCGAAGACCCGGGCAUGAAUGGAGGUUUCGUUAAUCCUCCGCGAGUCAAGCGUCAGUUUCGCGAUCCCCACGGGGGUUGGUGGGAUAAGCAAGAGCGCAGGAACUUUGGCGAGCCUGUCCAUGAGGACCACGAUAUUCUAGGAGUAUUUAGCCCAUACGAGUACACCUGGGUCAGCUCCAAAAUGGCAUUUGCACAGCUCGGCAUGUUCAUCGCGACGGUUAUGGGAGUGUGCUGGGUGGUUGGCAGAUUAUACCCCGACAAGCCAGCAUUUCCGCGAGAGUUCGAGGGUGGUCUAGAGCGAGAGCUUGGAGGCUCUGGUGCUUUUAGAGCCAGAGCCCCCGGGGACCCGGAGCCAUUCCAAUCUGAGGAAGCUACAGAAUAAGUCGUUUGUACAAAUAUCAGAGAAAAUAUAAAUAAAAAUGCGCAUAAACACGUCUAAGAAAGGAGGAUGUUCCGCCCCGAUUGUAGAUGGAUCAGAACCACCGUCUUGGGUCUCGCGAGAUACCAACUACAUCCCUUAUAUUCGAAUAUAUUGACGCCUCCUACUUAGUUUUAUCUGUGUUUGUCUUCUCAUCCGUAAUUUUUUGUAC